This is a messenger RNA of Sardina pilchardus (European sardine), 4202 nucleotides long. Its product is annotated as claspin. The record is from RefSeq and is a predicted model, not a curated record. Gene Ontology annotation, molecular function: anaphase-promoting complex binding. Gene Ontology annotation, biological process: activation of protein kinase activity; mitotic G2 DNA damage checkpoint signaling; mitotic DNA replication checkpoint signaling. Lineage: Eukaryota; Metazoa; Chordata; Actinopteri; Clupeiformes; Clupeidae. The coding region runs from base 201 to 4007 and encodes 1268 amino acids. The transcript has 24 exons.
AAUCGGGAAACAGGCGGGAGAGACGAGGCGGACAUAUAAGUAGUUACUAACCGAACAAUAGCUCAUUUUACGUUUUGUUAAAAGUAUAGCUGGUGUUAAAUAGCUAAACUAUUUAUGAUUUUAAACUUGUGCACCAGUUUGGUUUGAUGAAGUUACUGGGAGAUUAGAUACCGUAUCACGUAAAGGAUAGGUGGACCAAAAUGAGCCUACUAGCCUCUCAACAGCCCCCACUGGUGCUGCCGGUCGAGUCCCUGCCAGCUGAGAGUGAUGCUGAUAGCGGGAUGGGCUCACCAAUGGAAGUGGAAACCAGUGAGAAGCCACCCCCACCAGAAAAACCAGCAGACUCUGACGACGACGAGGACAUUGCAGUGGCCAGGAAGCCUCGCUCUCGUAAGGCUCUGAGGGACAGCGACAGUGACGAGGCCGAGGAGGCGGGCGGGAUGGACGGCGCGCUCGUCCUCUCUGCGUCCAGCGAGGCCGAGGCAGAGGAGGCGGCCGAGGAGCAGACGAAGGUGAAGAAGGCGACGAGGACGAAGAAAAGGAUCGCUCGUGUCUCCAGGGACAGUGAGGACAGUGAGAAGGAGAAUAACGAGGAGGAGGAGGACAGCGUGCGAGACGGUGGGAGGAGGAAGGAGAAGUCCAAGCGCCGUAAGGAGAGAGGGAGGAAGAAGGAGGCUGGAAAGAAGCAGCCGAAAGAGGCGGAUGAAGAGAUCCGGACCCCUGCAGGUAUCAAUGAUAGUGGCUGUCUCCUUGGCAACUCAGACCUGUUUGAUGCAGAGCAGGAGGAAGAUGAGAAGGAGGAGGAGUCUGUAGAGGCAAUUAGAGCGGCUGUCAAACAGAAGGCCAAAAAACACAAGCCUCACCUCGAAGAAGAGUAUGCAGAGAAGCCCCAGCGUGUGGAAAGAAAGGCAGCACGUGCCAGUAAGGAGUAUAUGAAGCAGCUGCACAGCGAGACCCAGAGGCUUGUCAGAGAAUCCAGCAUUGGGCUGCCUUACCACCUGCCCGAGCCCAAGAGCAUCCAUGAGUUCUUCAAAAAGAGAGCCAGACCUCAAGGGCCUGGCAUGUCUCUUCUGAAGUCAGCAGAGUACCAGGCUGUUAUCCGGGAGGCCACUUCCGCCUCAACCAAGCAGAGCCAGACUAAGGAGCCCCAGCAGGCUGAAGAGGCCCCUGCAGCGGCCUCUGACCUUCAGGUGCCCACAGACGCCCCAUCGGUGCAGCAGCAGGAGGAGGAGCCCACCGCCCAGCCAGACUCCAGUGAGGCCACGCCAGACGCCCCAUCAGACAUUUUGAUGGAGGACGCACCGUCCCUCUCAGACGUGCCUGCGGUCACAGACGUCCCCGAGGUUCCUGGGUCAGAACCUGAGGUGCCUGGGUCGGAGCCCAAGGCUACGGACGCACCCGCUGAUCUAGCCCCUCCUGCGGAAGCGGAAGCUCCAGCUCCGGUCAUCAAAACCCGUAAGGACAAACUGACCCGGCUCCGAGAGCUGGGACUGGACCCGCCACCGGUGGCCAAACUCCGGUCCUCUGAUGACGCCUUUGUGGAGCUGGAGGCCCCACAGGUGAACCCAGCUCUGGAGGCCCUGAAGGACCGGUUCCUGCGCCACAUCCAGCCCGUGGCCCGGCCCAAGGGGGAGCGCUCCGUGCAGCUCAGCGUGAUCCGGAAGGACAGCACCGCCGGCGGGCAGGAGGAGCUGCGCACCGAUGCCCUCACCGUCACCCUCACCGAGGAGGAGAAGCUGCCCUCCACCAAGCCAGGCGAGUGUCUGCUCCUGCUCAAGUCCCGUCUCCAGAAGGCCAUGGCGGUGCGGCGGCAGGAGGAGAGACAGAAGCGCGCCGCUCUUUAUCGCCUCGACAACGAGGACUGUGGAGAGGAGGAAGAGGAGGAGGAGGACAUGACCGAGUCUGAGGAGGAAGAGGGUGUGGACGAGCUGCUUGGUGGAGGUGACGAGCAGCAGGAUGGGGAUGAAGAUGAUGAAGAGGAGGAGGAAGAGGCUGCGGAUAGCAACAUGGCAGUGAUGAGGAGCCCCUCCCCGCGUCAUGACAACGAUGGAACUCUUAUGCUAUUCGCUGGAAGCUCCUGCUCACGCACCAGUGACGGAGUGAAGAGGAUGGGAGCUGGUCAGGACAGCGAUAAUAAACUGGAAGAGGACGACUCUCUGUCCUUGGUGAAGGACAGCAGCCACAACAGCAGCUUUGAGCUCAUGGGCUCCAUGAUCCCGUCCUACCAGCCCGUCAGCCGGACCGCGGGGCGCGGCGUGGCCUCCAGCGUCUUCCGCUCCCCCUCCCCCUCCCCCUGCCUCUUCAGACCCAGCUUCCUGGGCUCCGCCUCCAAGAGCUCUGGUAAGGAUCCGUCUCUGCUGCUGCCCCUGCCGGUGGAGGACUCCCAGGACCUGUACGCGCCCCCCUCCCCCUCCGAGGCCCCCCUGGGCGGCUUCUCCCUGGACGAGGACACGGCUACCCACCUGGAGGAGCCGCAGUCGCAGCUGCUGACGGCCGACGGCUUCCUCAACGUGGGUCGCCCCGGGGCGCCCCCGACGACGACGACCUCCUCGUCGCGGCAACGGCUGAUCCUGGAGAGCCUGGACGAGAACGCCAUGGACGCCAACAUGGACGAGCUGCUGGGGCUGUGCUCGGGAGGCUUCGCCACGCAGAACGCGAGCGGGUCGUCGCUGGCGCGCACCCCCACGGGCGCUCUGGAGCGCGCCGCCAGCCCGCUGCCCCCAAGCCUGCCCGACAUGCAGGCCAGCUCGGACACGGACAUGGACCAGCUGCUUGCGCUCUGCUCCGGAAAGUUCACCAGCCCCAGUGCUACUCCACUGACGUGUGCGUCCAGCCCCGCUUCUCACUCACAAACUACAAAGGCCAGCAGGGGAGAGACGGGGUGUGAGGAUGAGGAGCCAGAGGAAGAUGAUUGUGAGUUCAAGCUCCUGUCAGAUGUGGAAAGUCUCAGUGGCCAGGAGGAUGAAUCGGGUGAGGAGGAUGAGGGAGAUAAGGAUGAAGAUGAACAGCAAGGAGAUGAAGACGAGGAUGAGGGCGAAGCAGAGGAGGAGGAGGAGAAGCAGGCAGUGUUCGGCCGACCGAAAGGAAAGAGGAAACUGAGGCUGACUGAGUUUGUGGACUCUGAGGCCGAGCUGUCGGGCAGUGAUUUGGGCAGUGAUGACGAGGAGGGUGGCGGAGACAGCGAAUAUGAGGAAGAUGAGGGACAGGACGACCUGCCAUCUGAUGAGGAGCUGCAGGACCAAGUCAACAAGAUCCACAUGAAGCAGGUGCUUGACGAUGAUAAGCGUCAGCUGCGUCUGUAUCAAGAACGUUACCUUGCCGACGGGGAUUUGCACUCAGAUGGACCAGGACGAAUGAGACGCUUCCGCUGGAAAAACAUGGAGAACGGCUUUGAUUUUGAGGGCCCCGGAGGUGAGGGUGAAGAUGAGGAGGAGGAUGAAGAGCUGGACCAGACUGAACUGCAGAGGAGGAAAGAACGCCUGGAAAGGGAGCAGUGGCUAAAGGAGCAGUCUGAGGCGCAGUCCAAGAAGAGUAAAGGUGCGGCAGUGGAGGUGGAGGUGGAGGAGGAGGAGGAGGAUGAGUGCUUUGGUGAGGAAGAGAACAGUCAGUUCAUGAAACUGGCCAAGAAGGUGAUGGCAAAGACCCUGCAAAAGAAAGAGGCUCCUGUUGCUCCGGUUCUAGAAAAGAGAGCUGCAUCGGACCCAUUCCGGAGACCUGCUCCAGCUGCAGUGGUCAAGAGGGGGUCAUUGCUGAGCCAGCCAAAAACCAUGCUGCAGAAGCUUGCCACCAUCUCCGACGGCAACCCCAUUGGCCCGCGCAACACUCGUGGCUUCCUGUUCCAGACUCUCUCUCCGGAGAAGAACUCCACCUCCUCAGACCGUCCCAAACAGGUGAAGAAGAGAUUGAGCUCCGAUUCGCCGGCACCCAUAGCCAAGCGACCACGGCAAGAGAAAAAGGCAGCGGCCCCUGGACCUCAAAGAAGCAUCUUCAGCUACCUGGAGAACUAACGCACAUAAAACGCCUGUGUGACCUUGGCCCCCCCUCACCCUCACCUUGGUGAGACAACAGAAUGGCAAUUUCAACUGUUUGCAGUUUUAUCAUGUAAAUAUUGUUUUUGGUUGCUUUUAAAUGUAAGAUUGUUUUAAUUUGUUUUACUUUUUAAUGUAUUUUAGUGUGCUGUAAAUAAAGGAUAUUUUAACAUA